AUGCCCCGUCCCAAGGUGAAGCCGCAGGACCGAGUUCGGUCAGUCCGGGCCUGCGAUGCCUGCAAAAUCUCCAAGAAGCGCUGCGAUGGGGCUCUUCCCUGCAUUCUUUGUUCGAGGAAAGGCCUUGCCCGAACCUGCGCCUACACUGCACCGCGGCGGCGACGUCUGCUGUCUCCCCAGAGCGUACCCGAAAGGGAGGCCAUGUCGGUGGAGGUGAACCUCUCACCGAUACUCACCACUAGCAGCGGCGGCAAUUGCCCGUCAAUUGAUGUGCUAAUGGCGCUAGAUGAGACACCCGGACAACCGCAGCCGUCACUCCAGACCGACCUGCGUCACUCGGAGAGCAUGACCACGGCGGUUGCGGACGGUCCCGGCCAACACCCGGUCAUGCACUCCAACCCCCGCUCCCAGGCUCCCUCAACACCAGCCCAGAAGCCCGUCAUGCUCUCAUGUUCCACCGGUGAGAAAGUAAUCAUCGGCACUCCGGCUGCCAUCUCGUUCCUGCGGUUCCUACAGACGACGUUGAAGGAUUGUGUUGGCCCAUCGGGCUUUACCGACGACCCAGUUAGCCGCAGACUAUUCGAGGUUGCCACGCCCGAUGACGUUGAUACAGCCAGCUUUGAUGAUGAUAUACCCGACGAAGAGAGAGGGGCGUUAAUACAAUGCUUCCUAGAUGUGUCUAGUGGGUUCCUGGAUCUCUUCACGCCAGAAGAAAUCGCUCGAAUCGUAGAACGACCCCGAGCACACGGAUCCCAAACUCCAGGGCGCAGAAUCCCUCCUCGGGGGAUCGAGAGAACGGACCUCGCAUCGCUAUAUCUCAUGAUCGCCAUCGGUGCUCAAUGCCGCGGCGAGCUUGGAUCGGGCGCCGACGGGAUUACCGAUUCCACGCGUGUCAGGGCCGGGAGGUACUUCUCUGUGGCGCGCAAAAUUGUCUUUGAGGGGAUGCUCGAGGAUCCGACCGUCCACUUAGUCCGCAUUUUCUUGCUUAUGGCCUUUUACAUGCUCGGAGCGUGUCGACGAAAUUCGGCCUUUAUGUAUAUUGGCGUGGCAUCUAAGUCGGCAGAUAUUCUCGGACUGCAUGCGGCGGCAAAUGUCAGACACUUGCCGCUAGUUGAGCGGGAGACAAGCUCCAUUCUCGGCCGCCAGAGUAGCUCUUUAACCCUCCGCUCCGAUGGGCUACAACUGCCACCUGGCGGACCGUUAUCGUCAAAUGGAAGUAACAGCUAUUCCUCCCUAGCCGUGUCUGCGGCCUACGAGCUAUCUUUGAUCUUGGACGACAUCGUCCGCUUCUGCACUCUCGCCGAUGACGGCCGAUUGGAUGACCGUACUGCUGAGACCUUCUUUCGGACUCUCCGAGCAUGGAGCCAGGCCCUCCCAGCUGAGCUCCGGCAGCGGCCGCGGAAUUCACGCAGCAAAGAUGCCUCCGUUGACUCCGAUCCUAAUCAUCGACAAGUAAUGAUUGGGAACGUUCAUCUAGCUGGGAUGUACUACUUUAGUGUUAUUCUCGUAACGCGCCCGUCCCUGGUUCAACACGUCAUACCGUACUUGCGGGGUGAGCAGCUGCCGCCCCGGCCGGGGACAAUGGGAUUCCAAUCUGAUCAAGGAGAGAGCUCGAAGGCCACAGAGCUCUCGCAGGCGUGCAUUGAGGCCGCCACCUAUAUGAUACAGAUGUGCCGUGAUGCCAUGGAGGCCCGAAUAUUGUGGGGAAAUAUGUGCAUCUUGAAGGCCUGGAUUUUUGCUGCUGGUCUCGUUCUCGGCUUUCCACUCCUCGUCGAUUCCGGCGCCACCAUCGAGACCAUCGACGCAUUCCACACCUCGCGCCACCUCCUACGCGAUCUCGGCCGCCUCAGUCCACAGGCAGCGCAGUACCAGCAGAUCCUCGGCGCGUUCUCAGAUGCCAUUACCUCGUACCGAGAUCACACGAAGCGCGAGCGGCGCAAGUCACGGUCUCUUUUUGUGGAGCCCGUCUUGUCAUUUGAAGGCUUGUCGGGGGAGGAGAGCGGUGGCGGCGGCGGCGGCGGCGGUCGAAGUGGGACAGCGACCAAUGCCGGAGGGACACAAUUGCCGACGCCCGAGUUUACAGCGUGCGACGAUGAGCCCGGGGAGGAAGAGGACGUCGGACAUCAGCGUGGAGAUGAUCCGUUAGCGUAUCUAUCCGACUUCUUGGGAGUGCAAGGAAAUCAGGGCCCGGGAAUGGCUCCGGCCGAUGAUGACUUGUUGCUCCGGCUUUUUUGGGAUGGGUUUACUGUGGACUUCAUGGAUCCAAUCCCACAGGGCGAUCAGGGUGAGGAUGGUCUGGGUUGA
Scedosporium apiospermum is the source of this 2304-nucleotide messenger RNA. RefSeq lists its product as uncharacterized. NCBI's taxonomy places the organism in Eukaryota, Fungi, Ascomycota, Sordariomycetes, Microascales, Microascaceae. The record is from RefSeq and is a predicted model, not a curated record. Gene Ontology annotation, cellular component: nucleus. The transcript is spliced from 5 exons. Bases 1 to 2304 code for a protein of 767 amino acids. Gene Ontology annotation, molecular function: DNA-binding transcription factor activity, RNA polymerase II-specific; zinc ion binding; RNA polymerase II cis-regulatory region sequence-specific DNA binding. Gene Ontology annotation, biological process: DNA-templated transcription; positive regulation of transcription from RNA polymerase II promoter by galactose.